AUGGGAUUUUUGAGUGGUGUGCUUGGUGCGGUGAAAGAUGAUGAAGCAGUUAAAACGUACGAUAAAUACAUGGAUAGAAAGCUUAGUGAAGUACUAAAAGAGGUAAAUAAAAAUAUUGGCUCCGGGCGUGAAGGGCUUGUGGCGUCUGUCGACGCGGUGAAGGGGUGGUUGGAGAAAUAUAAUGAGAAUGUUAAUGAAAAAACAAAAAAAGUAACUGAUGAAUUGAACAAAUUAAACAGAACAACUAUCAAUAAAAAUAUCAGUGAAAUAAAAGAUAAUCUCCCCCUUCAAAAUCAGCUGUCCACUUGGAAGGAGACCGUGGCCGACGUCUUUAGUGAGAUUGUUACUAUUAAAACAAAACACAUUAGUCAGCUGGAUAAGGCGUUAAAAACGAAGAUAAGCAGCGAAAUAAAGGUUAUUAAUAAGUCAGUAGAGAUGCUAGUGCAGUCGGCGAAUAAUGGUACGCUGGCUGAGCAGGUGAGGAAAGUGGAUGAGGAGUUGCAGAUGCAGUUGUGGAAAAUAUUAGAGGCAAUUGGUAAAUUGGAACAUGAGAAAAAUCAGCGAUUCAAUUCUAUUAGAGAGUCUUUUAAGCAUUGUCAGAAAUUUUUGGACGAGAUGUUCGACUUUGCAUACAAACGCGAGGUUCUUGGGAAAUUUGAAGAUAUAAAAAAUAAACUCACGCAACUGGAUUCAAGCAAUACAGACGUUGGUGGUAACGGAAAAAAUUCUAGACUAUACAAUGAUGUUGAAGAACUGAGGUUAAACGUUGAGAAAAUUGGUGAGCAGCUGAAAAUAGGAUCGCAAAAUGUGAGCACUUGGAAGUCAGCGGCCGACAGUGCUGUAAGGGAAGCAAAAGCAAAGUGUGAAGCUAUCUUGGCGAAAGUCCACGAAAAGCCCACUAAAGGAGAAGUUGACAUUAAAGAGCAUGCUACGAAAUUGCAACAAAAGGCAACAAACCUGCUGCAAGGUUAUAGAACGGUACAUAAUACGCUCGAUACGUUAGUAAGAGACAUACAGACGGAGGUGAGUAACCUCAAAGCACAUAUUGCUGAGGACUUGAAGAAGUUGAAAGAAAGUGUGGAAGGUAAAAUAUCAGGUCAUGUCAAAAACGUCAUGAACGCAAUAUUGGGAGCGGCGGGCGUAGCAAGUGCCAGUGUAGCCUAUGGAGCUUUCGAAGCAUUGCGAAAUGGCAAGCUGAAUGGCAAGUUAAAGGAAUUAGUUCAACACAUAACUGAAAACGAUCUCCUCGCAAUGCGAAUACAAGGGUUUCUCAGAGAGCUUAAAACAAAACUUACGCUGUCUUCUGAUUCUACUGUUGAUACCUUACCUAACAACCAUCAAACACUAGCCAACGGUAUUAUCACCGAGUUCAAGGAUAUAGCAACUGUGGAGUUCAAAAAUCCGGAAAAUAUGAAAAGUAACGAAUAUAAAGAUUUUGCGACCGUUAUGAACAAUUAUCAUCACAGCAUUACCGGAACGAGUAGCCAGCUGCAGCAGAAGAUUAAAACGAUUGACAACGCGAUGCAAGAUUUCAAGGAUAUGGCGUCUUUUAAAGACCACGAUGCUGACUUACGAAGAGGCGACAUACAAUCAGCUAAGAAGGCAGUGGAUGCGCACGUAACCAAAAUCACCGACGAACUCAAAGCCAUCGCCGGGUUAGUUGAGCACGACAAGAAACAAGAGUUGCAAAAAGUUGGUGAUCCAGACGGCGUUACGGACUAUCUGAAAGAUCUGGAGAAUAUGUUUACGAAAACUAUCAAAGCAACACUUACUACAGCAGAAUUGAAAUCGCAAACGAUCAAGGGCCUUCAACAAAUACACGACGAUCUUGAUGAAAUCAACACUGAAAGUGUCACAGAGGCCACAGCUCGGCUCCAAGUCUUACUUGCGAAAGUUAAAGAGCUGGAAAAUGUUCCAAAAUUUGUAGAUGAAGCGAAAAAUCAAGUAGUCGAGCUAAUGGAUAAGUUAAGGAGCGAACUGCAUGACAAACUUCACAACAUUCGCAUCGCCGUUAAUUUUGCCAACGAGCGAUUGACACAGAGAACUGACACGCUCAAACAAUCCGUCUCCGCCGCCUUCGCCACCCUCACCUCAGCUGUCCGCUCCCUCUUCGCCGAACAGCACAAAGCCGAUUUGCUUGCUUUGCAGACGCUGGUUGUCGACCAAACCAGGGUUAUAAGAAAAAUAAUUAAUGACGAUAAAACGAUCGGACUCAAAGGACUACUGGCCAAGCUGAGUACCACCUUCACACUUAACAAUCUAAAAUUACCGACUGAUCUUAAGCUUUGUGUAUACGCCGAUAACGUUAAAAAGUACUGUACUAUGUUCUUCGAGAUGUUAAUUACCCAGCCCGACCUCUCCGACCUCUCCCCUGACCGUCUCACCCCCCUCGCCGGCGCCCUCUCCGCCCUCCUGUCCACAAUGCACCAACAACGCCACUUCUCCGCCACCGUCUCCCGCAACCUCGCCGACCUCCAAGCCGCGCUCAACGCCCUCACCCCCUCCGGUUUCGCCGAGGCCUCCCCGCUGCUCAACGUCGUCAAGCGCGGCGUCCAGGCGUUCCACGGGGAGCUCGCGAAGCAGUACGUCAGCAGGUACUCGGGGGAGACGUUUGGCGAUUUGGUGGAGAUAAAAGAGAAUAAAAUAGUAAAAUUAAGACCGUAUGGUAGCAAUAUGUCUAAAGUAUGUUUGACGGUCAUAUCCAUUAUUUACAACGCGUUGAAGAUGUUACUGAAGUACUGUGUUUCAAGAUCAAAAUCGGAGAGAAUCAAUAAAUCAACCGAGCUCGGGAUGUUUUUCACUGAACAAGGCUACGAUGUAUCUGAGAAAGGCAACCAAAAUGGGGAGUUGCAAGAUAAGGAAGGUGUGCUUGGUUUUCAUAUUUACAAGAAGCUCGUGGGUGAUGAUAAACGUGUCUACAAGAAACAUGAUCCUAGACAAGAUGACGGUCCCAUUGCAAUUUUACAUGAACUUCUACAGGAGUAUUAUAAAAUUGGUCACGUCGCCACCUUCUCUGCGAAGAAACGUCCAUGUAACAUAUUCGAGAUGCUUUGCUGGAUUACAGCUUUACCAUGCAAUUCGGUUUACGAAGAGCUUUUAGUAGACGCUGUCAGCGAGUUGUUUGUCGAUCCAAAAGCAAAAGUAAGCGACGGGGAAUUAUCUGCUACGGUCGUCAGCGACAAAUUACCGGCCCAUCCCCAACACAUAGCAUAUGAUGAUACAGUAAGAGCGUUGAAACGCCUGUGUUCGAGAUCGUACGACGUGCUUACUUGUAUUUCGGGUUACGGCGACGAAUACACGACAUACGCCGUUGACUUCUGCGACAACUCUCUCCAACUGUCAUACCCAUCCAAUUCGACAGAAUGUCUCGAACUAUUGCUGGAUAUCCUACGCAGAUUGUUACCGGUGUUCAGAUUCUUGCAUAGCCAGUGCAAGCUGGAAACUCAGCAUCUUGGUUGGUCGAAUUGCCUCUAUGGCAAAGAUAUCUCGACCGGCAAAUCGCAUUGUGAUAAGCAUCCAGAUGACAAGCAAACCGACUGCCUGCCUAGAUCACCGCUUCAAUCGUACCUAUCUGAUACGCUCCCCGGCCACCUUCCUCACAACCUGACUGCCAUGGGAUGCAAAUCCGUAUGCAGCAACUGCCCCAAGAGCUUGCCUGGACAGCCAUGCUUGACACCCCUUGGCUUCAGAGGUUUCUCUGGAAGCACGAAGCCAGGCAAAGAGCUAUGCAAAGUGCUGACCAAAUUCUUAGAUAACUCCAAUAUCAACUCGCUUAUCUGUUUGAUGACUAAACCACCGUCGACGUUGCCUGAACACUUCCAGUUUGCGUUGACAUUAGGUAAUAUGUUGCAUAAAGGUAAAAGCUCCGGCGGUAAUGGCGUCAGUGCAGCAUUUAGAACAUCGAUCGAAAAUGCAUCCAUUCGCCUCUACGAGAAUCCUUUGGAGCUGACCGAUGCGCUUAGCGAUGCCUAUGGUAAUACGCAGGCUGAUCACAGACAUACCAGUCGGGAACCUAAACAUGCCCCGUUAUCCAGUCUCUCAAUGAAUCAGUCAUGUAUGCUUCCUAAGACCGACAAUAUUUUCUGUGGUCCCUACCUUCAAUCACUGUGCCACGAUUCCUAUUAUUCACUUGCGGAGAAGCAUUGUAACCUGUACUUGUCCUGGGCGAUAUACUUGCCGUGGCAAUUUUGGAAUUAUCUGAAAACCCUGUACGAUUCCUUUUGCGGCAUAUCCUGCCAGGACUGGGGCUGCAGUGGUUGCUUAAGAGGCGACAAAUGCAAGACGGGCAAACACGGAACGGACUACAACUGCAGAUGCUGGAGUGUCGUCAAAUGCCGCGGGGUGCAAAGCACUUUCUACAGUUACGGAUUCACAUUCGGCGACGCUAAGACAUUGUUGGACGAAAAUGAACUGAGGUAUUGCCACGAUUUCUGCAAACAACUUGAGAAUAUUCUCAAUUCACAAUUUUUCAAGGACCUCCUCCAAAAGUGCGACGAAUUCAUUUUCACCAUCCGCGCACCGUUCCUGUGGAUGACCGUAGCACUUUGGUCACUAUCCCUCUUCUACCUCAUCUGCGUAAUGGUUGGCAGACUGGAUGUGCUCCACAUACGCUCACACCUGAGGAUACCGUCGUCGCACAGGAUAACGGCGCAAUCACUGUUGGCGGCAGCGCAAGUCGGAAGGCUUGCCAAGAUAUCGUACCUACAACCAUAA
Molecule: messenger RNA, 4713 nt
Organism: Babesia bigemina
Lineage: Eukaryota; Apicomplexa; Aconoidasida; Piroplasmida; Babesiidae
Exons: 1
Coding region: 1-4713 (1570 amino acids)
Source: RefSeq, a predicted model, not a curated record